This is a messenger RNA of Sporisorium graminicola, 2703 nucleotides long. RefSeq lists its product as uncharacterized. Bases 1 to 2703 code for a protein of 900 amino acids. Gene Ontology annotation, molecular function: potassium ion leak channel activity. Lineage: Eukaryota; Fungi; Basidiomycota; Ustilaginomycetes; Ustilaginales; Ustilaginaceae. The transcript has a single exon. Gene Ontology annotation, cellular component: membrane. Gene Ontology annotation, biological process: stabilization of membrane potential; potassium ion transmembrane transport. The record is from RefSeq and is a predicted model, not a curated record.
AUGACCCAAGCAGCAACAUAUCCCACCGCACACUCGGCGGUAGCGUCAGAGAGGCCGGCUCUGCUACCGAGUGCAGCAUCGCUCCAGCCGACGCAUGUUACUUCGCAUCUACCGCCGAUCAAGUCGUUGCAGAUCCGCCACCAAAGCAGGGAUCGAGGUCGCUCCCCCUUUCGACUGCGAAGAAGCGACCCGUCGAAUACAGAGGUACAUCGACCUCCAGCAUAUACCACCAAUCUCAGCACUUUGCCGCAUUCCAACACCCUACAGACGUUCCUCAGUGUCAAUACCGACACUCCGCACUCUGGUCAUCCUGCCGACAAGCUCAAAUCGCACGACAAGCAUGCGCAUCCUUCGGGGACUGGGCAUGCCUGGAGAGUGCGCAAGACGCCCAUCUUCUCGGGACUGCUUGCGCCGUUUUCCAUCGUGCUCGAAGUGCCUGGGCUGACAUCCAAGUGGUAUGCCAAGAUCGACGAAAACGGCAUUGUGGAGCGCUUCGUCGACAAUCCGCCUAUUCUCACUGUUGGACUCGCGGUUUCGCUCGCCGCCGCUGUUGUUGGCAAUGCGUCCAUCAUCCUUCGGUUUCUCGAGAUCCUACGCCCGCGCCAAAGCAUCGUGCUGGCCACGGUCGGCUUUGUGCUGCACGACCUGAUCAAUGUGGUGGCGCUCGCGACGUUCGGCGGGAUUUAUGGGCCCAAGCACGACGGUCUCAGCCUCAGCGCUUCGUACUGGAUGGUGUGCGCUUCCACCACCACGUCGGUACUGGUCACCAUCAGCCUCGUCGUCGACUAUGUUCGAACCGAUGACUUUCGCCAUGCUGGCUCCGGGUUGACGCAGCUGCAAAAGGGUCUGGUGCUGGCAGGAAUGGGGCUGCUGUUGUACCUUUCGCUCGGAUCGCUCCUCUUUGUGUUUGUCAUCAAGAUCGACUUUAUCACUGCACUCUACUUUUCGUGCGCCACCAUCUUGACGGUCGGAUUCGGUGAUGUUGUGCCAGGAAGCCCGGGUGGCAAGGUUCUGGUCAUCCUCUACGCGCCCAUUGGCAUUGUGCUCGUUGCGCUCGUUGUUUCGGCGGCGAGGAAUGCGAUCCUCGAGACGUUUCAGGCGACGCUGCUCGCGCGGAGCAAGGAGCGACGUCGACGCAUCGCAGAGCGAAAGGCGGCGCACAAGGAGCACAAGCGUCAGGACAGGGCGCUACGAAAGAUGAUGCCUCGCACGUUUACCUUUGGACCUGGCGCAGGCUCCACGGCCAACAACGAGGACGGCAAUGACUUUGCAGAAGCGCUCGCGAGGAUGGAGAACCAAGUGGCUGCUGGACACGACCCCGCAUAUGACACGCCAGCAGGCAGUAAAGCAACAGCAUCGUCCGUCGACACGACAGCUGUUUCUGCGUCCGACACGGCAAAGACGCGCACCGACAAGAGUGCGACUGCAGAGAGUUCGCACCUUGCUACCGCAGGCGAUCCUGCACUGCAACGCGAGAUCACAGCAUUGCAACAACACUUGCUAACGGCCAAACAGCGCACCGAAGAAGAGUUCCGCGAGUUUGAAGCACAAGCGCGCCGCGAGGCGGUCGCUGCUGCGCGCAUCAAGCUUGUCCUAGCCGCCUCGAUGACGACUGCCUUCUGGCUUUUGGGUGCGGUUGCCUUCACGUAUGCCGAGCGGUGGAGUUACGGUGGAGCGCUGUGGUUCUGUUUCAUCGCCAUGAUCACGAUUGGAUAUGGAGACUACCAUCCGGCUACGCAGCUGGGUCGCGCCAUCUUUGUGAUUUGGGGCUUGAUGGGUGUCGCCGUGCUGACUAUCCUGUUGGCGGUGGUGCAAGAUGCGUUUGGCAGCAUUUUCCAUCGAGUGUUGACCAAUUCGACGUCGAGGCUGUUUGAUCGCGCCCAGGCAAGGGCAAGGAAGAGGCUUGCCAGGAAGCAGAAGCAGGAUCAAGAGAAGGCGCAGCAAAUCGAGCACGACGGGGAUGCUGUUGCUCAACGAGGCAGGUCGAGUUCGGCACGACGCCGUCGUGCUCGUCCACACCGACGGGAGAGAAAGAGCGAAGGCGAUGCGGUUCCGUAUCGAGAUGUCAAGCAAGCAGCUCCGGUAGCGAGGAAGAGCAUGGAGGCGUGCAUCGAGAGCUCGGCUCGAACUGCAUCUCCCGAGCCACUCGAUCGCGCCCGCCCCGACGCCGCACUUCCGUCCGUGCACCUUGAGAUCCCUACGAACGAUGGAUUUCUCCACACCCACUUCCCAAUCCCGCAGCAUGCCGCAGCCCGAGUGGAAGACGCACUGGUCUCCACGCCUCAGAAACUCGCCCUUGCCGCACUGCAAACAUUUCAACACUCGGUGCGCCUGCUGCAGCUCAAUGACGCGGCCAUCGCGCAAGCCAUGACCGACAUCCCCGCGCUGCGACACUACUACAACUUGCGGCAGCAGCCAGAAUCCACCGCCACUUCGGGGCAAGAGACCGAAGCUGCACUGCAAGAUCUGCAUGCCUCGAUCCGGCAGACGGCGAAUCCAGAGCACGACAAAGUGGCCAAGCUGGUGGUAGCGAAUCUCGAGUUCGAGCAUCAGCUGCGGACGCUGCUGGAUGGGUUCCAAGGGUUGAAGGACCGCGUGGAGGGCUUCAAACAGACGCAGCUGCAGAGAUCGAGGACGACGUCUGUGUCGGGAGAUGUCCCGACGCUGGUGCAGCACAGGCAUGAAAGGGUUUCGAGCGAGUGA